Molecule: messenger RNA, 3001 nt
Organism: Bombyx mori (domestic silkworm)
Lineage: Eukaryota; Metazoa; Arthropoda; Insecta; Lepidoptera; Bombycidae
Exons: 5
Coding region: 401-1687 (428 amino acids)
Source: RefSeq, a predicted model, not a curated record
CAGACUACACCAUCCUAAUCAAUCAUAUUAUUGAAAAGAAAUGUCAACAUGGUACAUAAAUUUAUUACAUUUAACAAAUACUAGACAAAUACAUAGAUUAUACACUUAAUAUAUACGAGAGGACAAAUAUAUUAAAUAUCUACUGAGCAACAUCUGUUCUUUCAAAAAAGUUUCAAAUAAUUAAAUGUCCUCUACAUAAUUGAUAAUACAUUUAACCUUUCGUUAUAGUUAUCACACUUAUCGUGUGUUGUCAUGUUACAACUUACAUGAGUAAACAAUAACUGAAAAUGUACAAUGAUUGAAUAAACAAUAGCUUUAUACAUAGUAAAUAAAUGAAAGAGAUAUUAUAGCACUAUUAUAAAAACACAACGUUUAACUUUGAAAAUUUUGAGACAUUACAAUGAAUUUGUACCUUCUAUAUUUGAUAAUAUUUUAUAAUUGGAUUGAUAUUAUGGUAUGUCAGGGGCAAACGGGUCCUGACCCUUGGCACUAUGAUAAUAAUGUAGUCUCCAUAGAAGAAAAUCUUCCACCAGAUAUCAAAACUCUAACAACACAAAAAACUGUUAUAAACAAAAGAAGUGCAGGGAUCGGAGAAUGGGCGUUUAGAAGAACGGUUGCUAUCUUGAUUAAAGGUAGCCGAACACAGAGAAAAGAUGAAGGAGAUAUUGAAAUUUCUACUCAUAUGAAAUUCAACAAUGAAAGAUGGGAGACUCUAAACAGUUAUCUAGAGUCUGAUGAACCAUUCUCUGAAGAGACUUUUCGUCGUGUUUUAGGAUACAUUGAAGGAGCUAUUUAUAAACCUACAAUUGUUGAAGAAACCAUAAUGGCUUGGAAUGAAUAUGUCCACACAUUUCUCAUAGAGUAUAAGGUCCAAAUAACUUAUGCCUUAAUCACAUUAAGUAUUGUAGGAGUGAUUCUUUGGAGCUGGAGACAUAUUAAACAACAUAAAUGGAAAUUUAUAUUGGUGCUCCUUUAUUUCUACAAUGUCAUCAUUUCCUAUAAGGAAGCUGAGCAAAAAGAGUUUGAAACAUUUCUAUCAGCAAUACAAAAAUGUAAAUGGCAAUUUUGGUCAGAGUGCGAAGCACCUAAACCAGAUUUGCUAACGUUUUACAAGCACAUGGAUCCUCUAAAGAUUGCUGUCAGGAUGUUUUCGGUUUUGAUCUCCGAACCAAUGAUCAUCACUUGUGACACAGUUAAUACAAUCCUUCUUGGCAUUACAGAUGGAUUAUAUUUCCCGUUAAAUAAAAUUGUGCAUGGUUUAUUAAUGAUUUUAAUUGUUGUUGUUUUGUUAUUGUUUCUAUUCAUAACAAUGUACAACACCUUGUUGAGCGCUCCGGCGCUUCUGGGUUCUGGAUUAAAACGCCUUGCUACGACGACACGGAGAAACGAACCUCGUAGCUCACCGCGUAGAAGAGAGCAACAGAGUUUAGAUACAACGGAAACAAUACAACCCACCACAAUAGACAGACUAUUGGAUGUGUGUGCACGUGCCUUGGAUACUGCAGCUAGUAACAACAGACAAAGACCGGCAUUACAAAUGAACGCAGUGCAAAGCACUUCUCAGAUACGAAGAUCUGCCAGUACAGGCCGAUUGCCCAGUUUAAAUAUAUCGAAAGAAAGCUGCUCUAAUUUUAGUAAUAACGAUCGGAAAAAUAAAUUUUCUAUUAAUGCCAGUGGCGAUCAUUAAUCGAAAAAUAUUCAAAUCGCUUGAAUGAAGAAAGUCACUUAGGACAACUAGAUUUAAACGUUGUUAAGUUAACGGUUUCAUUAACGUUCUAACAUAACGUUGUAAUAGGUUAAGUAUUGUUAAUAUCUAUCGGUGUGACCAUUUUAAGAUACGAUGUUUUAAAAUCAAAUUAAAAAAUGCAAAAAAGUCUAGUCGCCGAGACCCCAAAGGAAACAAAAAAAAAACAUACACGAAUUUCUAUAGCAGCAACUGGCAACAAUAUUGUCAUGUUGUGAAAAAUAUCAUCCAUUUACGGAAAGGUACCACCAUCUCCUUUUCUGCCGUAAAGCAACCAUGCUUUCCGGUUUAAAAGCAAUAGCUUCUUUCAAUUUUUCGUCGAGAUUCGUCUGGUAUUGCUAUUACAAUACCAGACGAAUCUCGACUCCACGUUUCACGGGAGUGGCGCCGUAGUGGUGUUUUCACCCUCUGGUAACCUAACAGCCAAGAAGAAGUUCUGAACUUGUUAUCCCAACCACGCUAAUAAAACGAACAGCCAUAAUAGGAAAGUAAUAUUUAUUUUUAAAGACAAAUUCAGGGUGAACAAUUUCCAGCCAAAUACUUAUCACGCCCUGUAUCGGAUCGAAAAAUAUACGUACCUACCUAACACAUUCGGGAACGCCAUUGACGAUGACGAAAUAGGUAUUAUAGUGCCUUGUAAUAAAAAGACGCCUCAUUUUUCGUAGUUUGCGUAACAAAUGUUAUUAGGGCGUAUUGUGAGCCCACAUAGGUGCUUCCAUAGUCUGUUUCUACCGUGAAACAAUCCUGAAUUUAGAUUGCAUUUGAAGGGUCCCACCACUCACACCUCAGCAGCUCGAGUACAAAUAAAAGUGACCUCAUACCUUCCCAACCUAAAGCCUACACACAAGACUAAAAAGCGGGGCUAGUGAAUCGAAAGUGUGUGCCUGCCUUUACAGUAAUAUAAAAAUAAUCGUGAGGAUUCAAGAGGAUUAUUAAAUAAACUUUUGAUUCAAAUUUCGUUAAUAAACGUCUUUAUUUCGAUUAGUCGGAGCUAACAGUGUUAUGAACAGCUAUAUUUUUACAAAGUGAAAUCUGUGAUCUUUUUCCUGAGCUUGUUAUGAUUUUAAAAACGUGUUAAUGUUUUCAUCUAGUAUUUUAUUUGAUUUUUGAUAAGUAACAUAAAUUGUAUACACGCUUUUUUUUUUAUUGUGACGUAUUUAUUACGUGUUAAUCGUGAUUGCUUUUUUAUAGUUUUUGUACAAAUUGAAAUUUAAACCACUAAAAUGCCGAGUAAAAUAAAAAUAAAACAAUGAAAAA